GUUAGAUAUUGUGCAAAGGGAGUGAGAGAAAAAGAAAGGAAGAGUAAGACUGUGUGUGCAUAUUUGUGUGUGUGUGUGUUUGAGAGACAAGAAGCAGUUUGAUAUGGAAAGGAUUCCUGUACUCUAAAAGCAUGUUUGCGCCAAACCAGGGAGCGAGACAGAGAGAGUAUGUGUGUGUGUGUUGGUUUGUUUACAGUUUGCUGUCUGUGUGCCAUCUGGUGAUGUCUGUUUGUACUGCACAUGUACCUUAUGAUUGCCUGGCUGUCUGUGUUUGACAGGUCGGCUGGUAUGCCAGGCCCACGGUCAGAGAGGAGCGGUGACAGUCACUGCCCAGAUCUACUGGUCUUCAGUGGUCGGCUCAGUGACUCUGCGACUGGUUGAGGACGUUCAGUGGGGCACUCGCGCCAUCACUCUUUACAACCACCCACUCGUCACGGAGAACCUUACUCUGGUUCAAGGCUCAGGGCAUUUCAUAGUUAGCCUGCAGGACAAAGAGCUGGCCAACGUCACUUAUCAGGAGAAAUCCAAUACUGUACAGGUGUCCCCACUGCGUGUUGGCUUCUCCUCCCUGAAAGUGUAUGAUCUGUGUUUGCCAGUUGUCGACCGUGGGAGCACGCUGGCCAUCUCUGUGUCAGACAUCGCUGACUUCCACAUAGACUUCAUGGACAUUGUGGAAGUAGGACACAGUGCCCUUGUGCGUGUGCGAGUGUUGGAUUCUCACCAGCAGCCAUUCUUACAUCACUUCCUGUCCCUCAUGAAGCUCAAGCUUAUCCCCUCAUCAGCCAUUGUCACUGUGGAGAAUGUGGGACCACUGGACAAAGUUUCUGUGGGGUUUCGCAUUUUGGGUCAGGAAGUGGGUGUGGCCACCCUGCACCUAUCAGCAAUGGACAGGAAUGGAGCCGUCAUCAACUCUGCCCACAAACACCUGCAGAUUUACCCACAAUUCACUUUGCAGCCCCGCAAACUCUCCCUCGCUCUUGGCAGCAUACGACAGGUGAAAUGGGAAGGUGGUCCGCACCCACAGUCCAGCGUUGGUUUCUCCGUGAGUGACAGUGAAGUUGCUACAGCAACAGACACUGGAUUGGUCAAAGGUGUGUCAGUGGGUGUUGCCAAACUCAGAGGAGCCUUGCAGACCAUCAUGCAGGACACUGGAGCGCUGCUUACAUUUGCACAGGAUGAGGUGGAGGUGGAAGUGUUUGAGUUGACAGGGGUGCGCAUACAGGCCCCACUGGUCAGGCUGACUGUGGGCACAGAGAUGCCGGUGUAUGUGAUGGGGAGUGAUAGCAGCCAGAGUCCUCUCUCUCUGGGCAGUGUGGAGAGUGGGCUCAGCUUUCACUGGACUCUGGGCAAACUAGGCGUGCUGGAGAUCCUCCCACGACACACCAGAGCAGGGAUCAGCGUGUCACACACACACAGUUUCUCCGUCCUGGUAAAAGCGUGGGCUGCCGGUAGGACCUCUCUGCGAGUGUGUGUGCGACCUGCACCCACAGACUCUUCAGCUGAGGACGAACACGCUUACUGUCCCUUCUCAGAUGAGAUACACAUACUGGUGUUUGAAGAAAUGAAGUUGGCUGCAGGAAGCCCACAGUCCAUUCUCAUGUCACCUCACUCUACAUAUCCCCUUCAGAGCAACAAAGACUCCAUCUGCCUGAUGCGUUACACCCUCCAUCAGAGUGUCCAGGGGCAUGGUCUCGUCACCGUGGAUGAUCAGGGGGUGCUGAGGGCGGGGUCUAAGACCGGCGCUGCGCUCCUGGAGGUCAUCGCCACGGAAACAUGUGGGGUCAACCAAACCCUUCUCAUCAGUGUCAAAAUAGCAGCAGUGUGGUUUGUGCGGGUGUUUUCGGACUCGACUCUGUACAGUGAGGGAGGGGCGUCUCUGUCGGCCUUUCCCCUGGGGUGGAGCAUCCACAUCCGGGCGCGCUGCUACGACAACCUGGGCCAAGAGUUCCAUGCCCACGAUAUACCCAUACGCAUCACAACAAACAGAGAUGAUUUGGUUCAGAUAACUUCGGGCUCAGAUAGUCACUCGUUUGUGGUGCAGACGGUGUCGGCCGGUCUGACCGUUUUGGGGGUCCAGGGAGACGCCACUAACCCCUCUCUCAGUGACUACACCCCCCUGCCCGUGCUGCCUGCCAUCUCUGACCCCCCGGCAAACAUCCGGCCCGGAGACGUCAUCUGCUUCAGCUCCCCACUCACCAAUAAGCAGGGCCAGCCAGGCACGUGGAAUGUGUCGUCCAGCCGAAUACUUCAGAUAGACGCUAGCACUGGGGUGGCGCUGGCAAAGCAUGCUGGGACAGUGGUGGUCUACUACUGGCUGGGCGUGGAGCAGCAAGCUCUCAAAGAGGUGACAGUAGAUCCUCUGGCCGUCCCAACCCUUAACCCUCCUGAGAACACGCACCUCACCAACUGGCCCCAAGCCCCUGACUACGACAUCAACGUGAACCUCAACACCUCUAUGGCCAACUCGGCCCAGUGUUCUCUAGACCAGAGCGAGUUCAUACAGAAGAGGCUUCGGCCAGAGGAGGAGCUGCUCUGCUCGCUGCACUUCAGCGCCCCCUACCAGCAGGCCAACUUACUGCAGUCAGUCUUCACCACCACUCCCCAGUACAAUAGGGGAACGGGCCAGUAUAGCUGCAGGAUCUCUGUGCAUCCCCAGUCAGACUCUGCCCUCCCCCUCCUCUCCACGCUCCCCCUCUUCGUCUCGCUCUCGGCUGGCCUGCGGGGUCAGUCGGCCAUCCCAGACCUCUCUCCCUCCUUCCUCUCCUCCUCCUCCCCCUCCUCCUCCUCCUCUGUCACUGUAGCCCUCCCGUAUGUCCCAGCAUUCCACUGCCCCCAAACACACGUCAGCCUCUCCCCACGGCAGCCUGUGGCCGAGCUCUCUGUGCAGGGAGUACAGCACAUGCUCAGCACACUGAAGUUCUACUCAGACAACCCGGCCAUCUUGCUGUCUGGGCCCUCCGUGUCGGAGCAGGACCCAACCCAGCUGCUGGUGUCUCUGCGCACCUCCCACUGGUACUACCCGUCAGACGGGGAUCCACUGUCGGCCAACGUCACCAUCUACAGCAGCCUCUCCCCCCAGACAUACACCCUCACAGUCGCCAUCCUACCCGACAGACGCGCUGGCUCGGGUGCAGCGGAGGAAUCCCAGACAGAUGCUGGUGCCUUCUCUAGGCUGUUGGAUUUCCAGCUUCUCCUGACAUUUGCUAUGUUCGCCAUUCUGGCCGUAACUGCUACUCUGUUCAUAGUUUACAACACCAUGCUGGCUUCACCUUCGGUCAACCCGUCAACCCCAGUCAGAGGUGAGGAUCUUGGCCUACCAGGCCCUAACUGGAGCUUACUGUAGCAAUUCUCUGCAAUCAAUCAUGUAAUCACCCUGGCCACAAAGAGCCCUUAAGACUGCAGGGUGUGGUCUGCAAACCGUUGGCAUGUCAUCAUAGCAGAACUGUACAUAGGUUUGAAUGCAUUAAAUUAACUAUUCUAAGUAUUCAUGCAACUUAGGUAUAGGAUUCAACCCCUUUCACUAGUAGUGUCAGGAAUGAUCUUGUUGGGUGAAGAGCUGCUGCCACACUGGUUUCUGGUGGAGGUUCCUUCCCUGAUGUGGUCUUGGCAUAAAACCACCCUGAUCAAAUCUGAAUGUUUGUGACGCUGAGUUUAGAUGAUGUUUAUGAAGACACUGCCCCGUGUUUUCCCCAGUUGAUGGUAGACAGGUGACCCUAUCGCCGUGGAUACGACCCUCUCCUCAGACGGCCAAGCCAGUGCGACGCAGGCAGUGGCUCUGGAGCGCACGCACAUGAAAUGCCAUCACACACACACACAACCUACUUUCUGAGGACAUAAUA
This is a messenger RNA of Clupea harengus (Atlantic herring), 3839 nucleotides long. RefSeq names its product nuclear pore membrane glycoprotein 210-like. The record is from RefSeq and is a predicted model, not a curated record. Gene Ontology annotation, cellular component: nuclear pore. NCBI's taxonomy places the organism in Eukaryota, Metazoa, Chordata, Actinopteri, Clupeiformes, Clupeidae. Bases 662 to 3343 code for a protein of 893 amino acids. The transcript has 21 exons.